Messenger RNA from Aspergillus nidulans FGSC A4, 459 nucleotides. RefSeq names its product putative beta-1,6-glucan biosynthesis protein (Knh1). Lineage: Eukaryota; Fungi; Ascomycota; Eurotiomycetes; Eurotiales; Aspergillaceae. The coding region runs from base 1 to 459 and encodes 152 amino acids. The record is from RefSeq and is a predicted model, not a curated record. The transcript is spliced from 2 exons. Gene Ontology annotation, biological process: cell wall biogenesis; (1->6)-beta-D-glucan biosynthetic process.
AUGCGUCUCAACUACAUAUACACAGCCACUCUAACUCUCGCUCUGGCAUUAAGUGUCCUAGCAAGUACCGGCGGGUUUUCCAGCACCAACACAGCGAUCGAAACUCGCAAUAUUGGAACAGCAGAGUGGAUGGAGUAUGAUUCGUUAUCGCCAGAUCUAAACUCCGGGGUAGACCACGGAGCAGGUGAUCAUCUGCGCCCUCAAAAACGAAAACUCGUUGCAGACCCAUAUAAAGUUCCCUAUCCUUUGCAGACUGGCCCAACAAGAUACGCCCCGUUGGCUAAGAAGCCCGGGACCGCGACUGCAACCACCUUGCCAACGCCUCAGUUUCCAGCUAGCCCGUACAAAAUUGCCACCAAAUACCUGAACCCUGGAACUGUUCAGACUACACUUAGCGCUACUGAGACGCUGUCUGUCACGAUGAUGGAGAACACAGCUGCUCCGGCACCACACCCUUGA